UUGGCAGAGCUGACUGUCCUUUAUCUUAGCAUGCCUUUUUUAAAAAUUUCAGAGAGAAAUCUUUUGAAUGUUGAAUAAGUUUGCAGCAUUCUUGAAAGUUGCUUCAUAGAAUGACUUCCUCUCAGGUUGUACAAGAAGUUCCCAUGCGAAGGAUUGCUAUCUUUGGAGGCACCCACGGCAAUGAGUUAUCAGGGGUAUUUCUGGUGAAGCGCUGGCAGGAAGACGGGACUGAGAUUCAAAGACCGGGGUUGGAGGUGAAGCCUUUUAUGGCCAAUCCGAGAGCUGUAGAGAAAUGUUGCCGGUAUAUUGACUGUGACUUGAACCGAGUUUUUGAUGCUGACCAUCUUGGGAUGAAAGUUACAGAUGAUACUCCAUAUGAAGUGAAAAGGGCUCAAGAAAUAAAUUGCAUGUUUGGUCCAAAAGGUGGCCACAAAGAAGCCUAUGACCUUAUCUUUGAUCUUCACAACACAACAGCGAAUAUGGGCAGUACUCUUAUUCUGGAAACCACCACGAAUGAUUUUACCAUUCAGCUGUGUAAUUAUAUUAAGGAUUCUUUGGCUCCAGAAACCUGCUCCGUUUUCCUGAUUGAGCAUCCUAACCUGAAAUAUGCAACGACCCGGUCUAUAGCAAAAUACCCUGUUGGUGUGGAAGUUGGUCCUCAGCCCCAAGGAGUUCUUAGAGCAGAUAUUUUGGACAAAAUGAGGAAGAUCGUCAAACAUGGCCUUGACUUCCUCCACAUUUUCAAUACAGGGAAAGAAUUUCCACCAUGCACAAUUGAGGUUUACAAAAUAACGGAAAAAGUAGAUUAUCCCAGAAACAAAAACAAUGAGAUUAUUGCUGUUGUUCACCCUAACCUGCAGGAUCAAGACUGGCAGCCUCUCAGUCCCGGCGAUCCAAUGUUUUUAACUUUUGAAGGAAAGACAAUCCCAUAUGAAGGAGAUUCCGUAAUAUAUCCAACCUUUGUGAAUGAGGCCGCUUAUUAUGAAAAGAACCAAGCUUUCAUAAAAACUGUAAAGCAAAAAUUAAGUGCCAAAGGCGUAAGAGCCUGUCUCUCCUAGAAAUAGAAAUAAUGACUCUCUUACUUGUGAUGUCCAGUUAGUUAUGGAGACCAAGACAACACAAUGCAGAUGUUUCUGGCCUUUGUAACUCAAGAUGGCCAGGAUAUAUACGGUAGGCUGUAACUCGGCUUGGGAAUUUAUCUAAUCUUAUGUACUAAGGAAAUAUUCUCAAGCACAUUGAAGGAAAUGUACACUACCAAAAUCAUACAUGUUUAUAUGAAUCUCCUAUUUUAGUGGAGUUUUUUAUGCACUAAAAAGAUUUUGAUAUUAACAUUUUUAAUAAUAAGGCAAUAUGUUUACUACUUAAUGUAUUCCAGUGCUUUUUUGUAUAAUUUUUUUUUUGCCGAUACAUUUAUAUAACGUUGCAGCGAUUUCUUCCAAUUCCCCCCAGGGGGGAGCCCCCAGCCGAGGUUCCAGGACUGGUUACAAAAAAACCCAGAUAGGAUUCUAUACCUAUUUUCGGAGCCAUGAGACACUAUUCAUGUCUAUUAUUGAAAAGAAGAAAGAUGCGCAACAGAUAAACUCAGCCUAUAAAUGUUUUAUUUUAUGGCCUUUUAUACCAUCUUCUUUCAGAUAAGUUCUCCUAGAGGGGGGAAAUUUUACCAUUUAUUUCUGCAGCCAUUAACAGCACAGCCUCCAUAUCAGAACCAGGCUAGUUAAUGGCUAUCCUAAUAUUAUCGAACAGGAAAUCUGCAGAGAAGGAGUUAUGGCUUCAAGAUAGAUUACUCCAUAAGCCAUAUUGGGUUGUUUAAGCAAUAGUCUGAGUUGCAUUUUAAUGCCAUAAUUUAAAUACUUCUAGAAUUGGGGUGAUCAGACUACCAAAUGGGGUAAGGGAGUGGAUAGCCUAAACGAGAAGGAUAUCUUUCACAAAUUAUUGUUAAAAGAAAUAGAGAAGAGUUCAGCAGCACCUUUAAGACUAACCAACUU
Molecule: messenger RNA, 1985 nt
Organism: Eublepharis macularius
Lineage: Eukaryota; Metazoa; Chordata; Lepidosauria; Squamata; Eublepharidae
Gene: ASPA
Product: aspartoacylase
Exons: 7
Coding region: 111-1058 (315 amino acids)
Molecular function (GO): hydrolase activity, acting on carbon-nitrogen (but not peptide) bonds, in linear amides; hydrolase activity, acting on ester bonds
Source: RefSeq, a predicted model, not a curated record